AUGAUUCAACCUCAACUGAUUUUACUUCGGGAGGGAACCGAUACAUCCCAAGGCAAACCUCAGUUGAUCAGCAACAUCAACGCCUGUAUGAAUGUGGUUGAUACUGUCAAGACAACUCUUGGUCCGUGUGGAAUGGACAAGCUCAUUCACAACGGCCGCGAUGUGAGCAUCUCAAAUGAUGGAGCGACAAUCAUGAAUUUGUUGGAAAUUGUUCACCCUGCAGCCAAAAGUCUUGUGGAUAUUGCCAUGUCGCAAGAUCAUGAAGUUGGUGAUGGAACCACUUCUGUCGUUGUUCUGGCGGGAGAAUUACUCAAGGAAGCGAAGGCAUGCGUGGAAGAUGGCAUGGCUCCGCAGAUUAUUAUUAAGGCUUUUCGCGCCGCCUUGUCCGUUGCAAUGAAAACCCUACAAGAGCUUUGUGUUCCAUUUGAUCCCAAUUCCGAACAGGGCCGUAAAAAUCUUGUGCGGUGUGCGGAAACUGCACUCAACUCAAAACUCAUAAACACUGAAUGUCUCUUUUUUGCUAAAAUGGCUACCGAUGCUGUUUUAACACUCGACAGUGACCUAAACCUUGAUAUGAUUGGUGUCAAGAAGGUGUCUGGUGGCAGUAUGCGAGACAGCAUCCUCGUUGAUGGUGUGGCCUUCAAAAAGACAUUUUCCUAUGCUGGAUUUGAGCAACAACGUAAGAAGUUUGAGUUUCCAAAGGUGUUGUUGCUGAAUGUCGAGCUAGAACUUAAGGCAGAAAAGGACAAUGCUGAAGUGCGUGUGAAGGACCCCAAGCAGUACCAAUCUAUUGUGGACGCGGAGUGGAAAAUCAUCUAUGACAAAAUGGAAAAGUGCGUUGAAACUGGAGCAAAGAUUGUUCUUUCCAGGCUCCCAAUCGGUGACCUAGCAACGCAGUACUUUGCCGAUCACGACAUUUUCUGUGCGGGCCGCGUGAGCACGGAUGACAUGGCCCGCGUGGCGCUGGCCACUGGUGGUGUCGUGCAGUCCACUCUGAGUAACAUCCCUAAAGAGGCACUGGGAAGUUGUGCCCUUUUUGAAGAGCGACAAGUAGGGACAGAGCGUUACAAUUUCUUUACUGGUUGCAAAAAUGCCAAAACAGCCACAAUCAUCCUCCGCGGUGGGGCACAACAGUUUAUUGAUGAGGCGGAUCGUUCCCUUCAUGACGCCAUCUGUAUCGUGAAGCGCGCUUACAAGACAGGUUCUGUUGUAGGGGGCGGUGGUGCUGUGGAAAUGGAGCUGAGCAAGAUUCUCCGGGAGUAUUCGCGUACAAUCCGUGGAAAAGAACAGAUGGUGAUUGGUGGAUUUGCGAGGGCUUUGGAGGUGAUUCCGCGCCAGUUGUCAGAAAAUGCCGGACACGACAGUACCGACACUCUCAACAAACUCCGCCAAAAGCACUAUAUGGCCGGAGGCGCCGGUAAAUGGUACGGAGUGGAUAUCAUUAAUGGUGGCAUCUGCGAUACGUUUGAACGUUUUGUUUGGGAGCCAACAUUGGUAAAGAGAAAUGCCAUUCAAAGUGCUACCGAGGCAGCUUGUCUUAUUCUAUCCAUUGAUGAAACCGUGACGAAUCCAGAGUCAGAUGCCGGAAAGAAACAAGCUGCUGCUGGUCGCGGUGGUGCUGCUAUGCCAAUCAGUAAGGCUGGAAUGGGCGGCAUGUUUAAGGGUGCUCCGGGGGUUACAAAGAUGAAGGGCCGUGCUGGGCGAUGA
Trypanosoma cruzi is the source of this 1707-nucleotide messenger RNA. RefSeq names its product t-complex protein 1, eta subunit, putative. Gene Ontology annotation, cellular component: chaperonin-containing T-complex. The transcript has a single exon. Gene Ontology annotation, molecular function: ATP hydrolysis activity; ATP-dependent protein folding chaperone; ATP binding. The record is from RefSeq and is a predicted model, not a curated record. Bases 1 to 1707 code for a protein of 568 amino acids. NCBI's taxonomy places the organism in Eukaryota, Euglenozoa, Kinetoplastea, Trypanosomatida, Trypanosomatidae. Gene Ontology annotation, biological process: protein folding.